AUGGCGCUUCCGGGCUCUUCACACGACCAGGCCUGGGGCUUGGAGCCGCCCGCUCCCGCUGCUCCUACCAACUCGUCCUCGGGCUGCCAGGAGCGGGAAGGCGCCGGCAGCCCGGUGGUGUCCGGGGGGCUUCCCUUGGAGAAGGUGAAGCGACCCAUGAACGCGUUCAUGGUGUGGAGCUCCGCGCAGCGCCGCCAGAUGGCGCAGCAGAACCCAAAGAUGCACAACUCGGAGAUCUCCAAGCGCCUGGGCGCGCAGUGGAAGCUGCUGGGCGAGGACGAGAAGCGGCCCUUCGUGGAAGAGGCCAAGCGGCUCCGGGCGCGGCACCUGCGCGACUACCCCGACUACAAGUACCGGCCUCGGCGCAAGACCAAGAGCGCGGCCGCCGGGCCGCCCCACUUUGGCCAGGGAGGCGGCGGCGUGGCUGGCGGCGGGCCGGUCUGGGGUCCCGGGUACGCGACCACGCAGGGGAGCAGAGGCUUUGGGUACCAGCCGCCCAACUACUCCACCGCUUACCUGCCUGCCGGUUACGGCUCUUCCCACUGCAAACCAGAGGCCUCGUCGCCGUGCUCCCUCCCUCAGAGUAACCCGAGGCUCCAGGGUGAGCUGCUCCCCCACUACAGCCCCUACCUACCCCCAGGCUCCCCCACUGCGUACAACCCUCCCCUGUCAGGGACCCCCAUGCCCCUGACCCACCUCUAACUCUCAUGAACAUGGACCUCCCAGGAACACCUUCUCUCUCCUUUUUCACCCAGAACCUCCCACCCCAGGCUGCAAACCCUUCUUUAGAACUGUUGGCCCGCAGUUCAGAAGCCUGUGCUGCGGUUCCCUCACCCUGCCCCCAAAAUACAACACAUGAUUUUUUUUAGGACAAACACAGUUUUUAUGAUUAAA
Molecule: messenger RNA, 894 nt
Organism: Prionailurus viverrinus (fishing cat)
Lineage: Eukaryota; Metazoa; Chordata; Mammalia; Carnivora; Felidae
Gene: SOX15
Product: SRY-box transcription factor 15
Exons: 2
Coding region: 1-702 (233 amino acids)
Biological process (GO): positive regulation of transcription by RNA polymerase II; negative regulation of transcription by RNA polymerase II; anatomical structure morphogenesis
Molecular function (GO): RNA polymerase II cis-regulatory region sequence-specific DNA binding; DNA-binding transcription factor activity, RNA polymerase II-specific
Source: RefSeq, a predicted model, not a curated record